This is a messenger RNA of Strongylus vulgaris, 918 nucleotides long. The record is from the annotation of a GenBank genome assembly. NCBI's taxonomy places the organism in Eukaryota, Metazoa, Nematoda, Chromadorea, Rhabditida, Strongylidae.
AUGCAGAUAUCCGAGAAGAUGAGUGUAAACAAUUCCUCUACGCCUCGGAAUGUAGCUGGUGUUGAAACCAUAGUGGACACCUGUUUCGGACGCCUGCAUUGGGAGAUCAUAAAGUACUCCGUACACUAUAUUCACAUUAAAAAAGUGGGCAAAGAACAAAGAAGUGUGCCUCUUGGUGGUAUCGGAUGUGGUUCGAUAGGAACAGAUUUUCGCGGUGGAUUCAACAAAUUCUCCUUGAUUCCUGGUAUCAAAGAACAGCGUCAGGGGAAUGUCAAGGCUAACCAAGUAGGUGUGCCUCUUGGUGGUAUCGGAUGUGGUUCGAUAGGAACAGAUUUUCGCGGUGGAUUCAAUAAAUUCUCCUUGAUUCCUGGUAUCAAAGAACAGCGUCAGGGGAAUGUCAAGGCUAACCAAUUUAUUCUAACUGUGCAUGAUGCAUCUGACUCGGAACUAGUUUUUCAAUCAUUAUUAACCACUGCAGAUUUCACAGAUUCAAGAUUAAGUAGCUGGGUCUCGUAUAUCCAUGGAUAUAAUACUAGGUACCGAGGACUUUUCCCUCGGGCUUGGCGGGAAAUUCGAAUACCAGAAAUUGGUUUGACACUAAUCUGCGAACAAAUGUCACCAGUCAUUCCGCAUAACUAUGAGCCUAGAGCUCCACAUUCAAAGGUAACAUCGUUUCCUGUUUCCAAUUUCUAUUGGACAAUAAUCAAUAAUAGUGAAACUGAUUACGAUGUGUCGCUCACAUUCACAUUUCGUAAUGGGACAGGCAAUGCAAAGUGGGAAAGAGAGGAUGAUUGUAGUGCCAAAAUUCUUGAAACAGCAUCCGCAAAAGGUUUGAAGCUUAGCCAUAAAAUUAAAUCAAUGCGAACAAUAUUCGCUAUAGCAACAGAAGAGGUAGGCAUAUCUUACAUAUUGACAUAA